This is a messenger RNA of Leishmania braziliensis MHOM/BR/75/M2904, 2511 nucleotides long. RefSeq lists its product as hypothetical. The record is from RefSeq and is a predicted model, not a curated record. Gene Ontology annotation, cellular component: membrane. The transcript has a single exon. The coding region runs from base 1 to 2511 and encodes 836 amino acids. NCBI's taxonomy places the organism in Eukaryota, Euglenozoa, Kinetoplastea, Trypanosomatida, Trypanosomatidae.
AUGAUGAGCGUCUUCUACAUGGUGUCCAGUUACGCCAUCUUCUUCUAUGUUGGUGGGCUUCUCAUGCGUCUUGUUGUGGUGCAGCCGCUGAGCAACGCCAAUGCGGUGCGAUGGUGCUUCGCCAGCACCUUUGCGCUGUCGCUGUCGCUCUUCAGCGCGGUCUUAGUAGACAUGGCAGAAGCAUCGCUGUUUCCAUCCGCUGCUGCUGCCGCUGCUGAGGACGGUGCGGACGUCAUCGCGGCAGCGGAUGGCAAGUGGGUGUCAUGGCUGUCGACGGUGUCGUUGUUUCUUCACCCUUUCAUGCAGGUUAACGCGCAGUCCUUCACGUGGCUGUUGCUGUUCUUGCUUAGCACCGUGCUGCUCGCCUGCCCCACCGUCUUCAUAAUCUCGUUUCUGCGUCACGCGCUCGUCCAUGGUGGUGGCCGCCGGACCGCUGGAAGACGGUGCUGCAACUCUCGGAGGCCAUCUGGAGGCAUGCGCGGCUUUGGAGGUCUCAGUGCGGGUCGUUCGUGCAGCAGACGUUUUAGCAGUCGGCCACGCUCCGAGUUGUCCUCGCCUUUCCAACAGGACUGGGCAGAUACAAAGCCUUCACAUGAAUUCUGCAAACGACUGCGCUGGGCGCUGAUGUGCUUGCUGGUGAUGUCGCUCAUCUGUGCUGGUGCGUGGGCGGCGCGCACAAGGCGACUGAGUGUGCCGUCGGUGCGGCAAACCACCAUCACGGCUGCACGGCGAGUGUACACGCAACUGCAGAGCCGCACAACGAUGCUGAACGUGCCGCAGGAGAUCAGAAGUACAGGCGCCUCUGCUAUGAGUGGUGGCGCAGCAGCCCCGUCUGCACCGCAGGCGGUCGCUCAAGAGGGCAAGGACGCAGAGGCUGGCCUCGAGGUCGAGGCCGACCGUGUUAUGGAAUCCUUCGCUGGCGCGAAAGGGGAGGUACCUGGUGAUGGCAGUGAUGUGUCUGGACAGGCGCAGCCACCACAACAGCCGCGGCGGCGAUCUCCAGUCGCGGACGCCGCGCACUCGAUCCCGACCACCGCGGCAGACCUGCACGCGCUGGUGUGCGCCGUGACCUCGCGCGUCGCGACCGUUGGUGUGGCGAUGAUCGGCCUCUUAUCGGGCUACGCAGCCAUCACUUCUCCAUGUUUGUUCGUGGCGCCCUACACAUACUGGCGCGGUCGCGAGGAGGAGUUGCGGAAGGCGCAACAGAACUUUAACAAGAAGCUGUGCUACGUGUUGAACGGCUACGGGGCAGCGCAGCGCCAGAUCGCUGCCCUGCAGUACGGCGUGUUGCAUGAAGAGUGGGCCUCACCGGUAUUCUCUUCUGCCGACUCACCGAGUCCGCACCGCGGGCGCUCGUUGUCGCCAUUAAGGCAGAGCCCAACAUUGCACAGCGUAGGCGGUGGCGGUGACCCACUGACCCACUAUCGCUCCCUGUAUCCAGGCUCUAAGGGCAGCAGCGGCAUCAGCGACUACCCCGCGAAGGGAGGUCUGCCGGGUGAAAGUGACUCAUGGCAGUCCCCCGGCCUCGGCAAUCAGCCCCCGUUGUCGUACGUGCCACCGCUCCAGGCACAGCAUCGAGGCUCUACCGGCGCUGUCGGGUGGCUUCAGCAGACGCUCUCUAAUGCCGCUCAGAUUUUCGCUGGUGGCACCUCAGGCGUGUCACCUGGUAGUUGUGUCUCCCCCAGGAACCUGACCUCAGUCGCCAGCAACCCUGCUCUCUCCCGCCAGCGAGCCAUCGCAUGCAUUACUACACUACGCGGCGAGUCGAACGCCUCACGCUUCCUCAGCCUGUCGAUGUACCUUCAGCUGCGUGAGGUGGAGGGCAUGCUGUGUGAAGCGCAGCGCGGAGCGACUUGGGUGGGUCGGUGGUACGCCGGCCUCGGGGUGGUCAUGGGGCUCUACUCGGCCGUCAAGAUUUGCUUGACUGUGGCGAGUCUGUGGCUGUUCAAGGCCUCCACGCUGGACCCCGUCACGCGAGCGGUGAUGCUGCUCGAGAAGACCUUCAUCUUACGUCGGCGCGUCGCCGACGGCGACGCGUCCUUCUCUGUAACCGCCGUAGAGGUCAGCGCCCACGUCAUUCUCGCGCUGGCGCUGGUGGUGAACGGGUGGAUGAUAGUGAACUCAAUCCGCGGCGUGCUCUUGGCGCUCUUCCACGUGACCAUGUCCUUCAGCGGGUCCGCAAUCAGCCGACCAGACAUAAUUGCUGUCGGUCUUUCGAUGAUGAUCGGUGUGUACUUCAUUGGUCAGCUCGUCAUGCUGCGCUCGUCUCUUCCAGGAACCGUUGCAAGCCCACUCGAAGGGGUGCCGCCGCCUGCCGGCACCGCCUCACCCAACGUCCUCCUCGCCGUGCUGGGGUCGCUGCCCUACUACUACUACCAGCGGCUGAAUGACUGGUGCUUUGUGGUCGGCUGUGGCGGCGCCGUCGUCGUGCACAGGUUUGUGCUGCACGAUACGGUGUCCUCUGUCGUGUACACUGCUAGCGGUGGCGAGGAGCAAUAUCCAAUGGGGUGA